Marmota flaviventris (yellow-bellied marmot) is the source of this 2382-nucleotide messenger RNA. Its product is annotated as protocadherin beta-15-like. Gene Ontology annotation, biological process: homophilic cell-cell adhesion. The record is from RefSeq and is a predicted model, not a curated record. Gene Ontology annotation, molecular function: calcium ion binding. NCBI's taxonomy places the organism in Eukaryota, Metazoa, Chordata, Mammalia, Rodentia, Sciuridae. Gene Ontology annotation, cellular component: plasma membrane.
AUGGAGUCCGGCAGGGUGCGCAAACAAAGGCAAGUUCUGAUUCUCUUUCUCUUAUCCGGAGUGGCUCAGGCAGGCUGGGGACUCCGACGCUAUUUUGUGAUGGAGGAAACUGAGAGCGGCUCUUUUGUGGCUGACCUGGCUAAGGAUCUAGAACUAGGAAUGGGGGAGCUAGCUGCGCGGGGAGCCCGGGUGGCCUCUGAGGAUAACGAACCACGUUUGCAGCUGGAUCUGCAGACCGGGAAGUUGAUAUUAAAUGAAAAAUUAGACCGGGAGCAGCUUUGCGGCCCCACAGAGCCCUGUGUAAUGCAUUUCCAAGUGUUACUGAAUAAACCUCUGGAGGUAUUUCGAGCUGAGCUCCUGGUGGGAGACAUAAAUGAUCAUUCUCCUGAGUUUUCUGAAAGAGAAAUGAUCCUAAAAAUCCUAGAGAAUAGCCCUCCUGGUACUGUUUUUCCUCUGAAGAAAGCUCAGGACUUGGACGUGGGCAACAACAACGUUCAAAACUACAAUAUUGGUUCCAACUCUCAUUUCCAUAUUUCCACAAUCAAACGGGGAGAUGGCCGGAAAUACCCGGAGCUGGUGCUGGACAAAGAGCUAGAUCACGAGGAGCAGUCUGAGUUCAGAUUAACCCUGACAGCGCUGGAUGGCGGCUCUCCACCACGAUCUGGCACCACUCAGAUUCGUGUCCUGGUCUUGGAUGUCAAUGACAAUGCCCCUCAGUUUGAGCAGAUACUCUAUGAGGUGCAGGUCCCAGAGAACAGCCCUAUAGGUUCCCUAGUUGUCAAGGUCUCUGCUAGGGAUUUAGAUGCUGGAGCAAAUGGACAGAUAACAUACUCGCUUUUUUAUAGUUCCCAAGAGAUAGGAAAAACUUUUGAGCUAAAUAGCCUUUCAGGAGAAAUUCGACUAAUUAAAAUGCUAGAUUUUGAAACCAUAUCUUCAUACGAACUAGAUAUAGAGGCAUCUGAUGGGGGAGGACUUUCUGGGAAAUGCUCUGUUUCUAUCAAAGUGUUGGAUGUUAAUGACAACUCCCCAGAACUAACUAUCUCAUCAUUUACCAGCCCUAUUCCUGAAAAUUCCCCUGAGACAGAAGUGGCUCUGUUUAGGACUCGGGACCGAGACUCUGGGGAAAAUGGAAGGACGGUUUGCUCCAUCCAAGAUGAUGUUCCAUUCACGCUGAAACCUUCAGUCGAGAACUUCUACAGGCUGGUAACAGAAGGAGCUCUAGAUAGAGAGACAAGAGCCCAGUAUAAUAUCACUAUUACUGUCACUGACUUGGGGACACCAAGGCUGAAAACCGAGCACAGCAUAAUAAUCCUCGUCUCGGACGUUAACGACAAUACCCCUGCUUUCACGCAAACGUCAUACACGCUGUUGGUGCGUGAGAACAACCAGCCAGCCCUACACAUAGGCAGUGUCAGCGCCACAGACAGAGACUCAGGCACCAACGCCCAGAUCACCUACUCACUGCUGCCAAACCAGGACCCGCACCUGCCGCUCGCCUCACUGGUCUCCAUCAACGCGGACAAUGGGCAGCUGUUCGCAUUGAGGGCGUUGGACUUCGAGGCCCUGCAGUCAUUCGAGUUCCGAGUGGGCGCCACAGACCAAGGUUCGCCCGCGCUCAGCAGCCAGGCGCUGGUGCGAGUGGUGGUGUUGGACGACAAUGACAACUCGCCCUUCGUGCUGUACCCAAUGCAGAAUGCCUCUGCACCCUGCACGGAGCUGGUGCCCAGGGCGGCAGAGCAGGGCUACCUGGUCACCAAGGUGGUGGCAGUGGACAGAGACUCAGGCCAGAACGCCUGGCUGUCAUACCAGCUGCUCAAGGCCACGGAGCCAGGGAUGUUUGGCGUGUGGGCGCACAAUGGCGAGGUGCACACUGCCAGGCUGCUGAGCGAGCGCGACGCGGCCAGGCACAGGCUGGUGGUGCUGGUCAAGGACAAUGGCCAGCCUCCGCUGUCUGCCAGCGUCACGCUGCACGUGCUGCUGGUGGAUGGCUUCUCCCAGCCCUACCUGCCGCUCCCGGAAGUGGCGCCCGAGCGCGCUCAAGGGGACUCGCUCACUGUCUACUUGGUCAUCGCCUUGGCGUCGGUGUCAUCGCUCUUCCUCUUCUCUGUGGUGGUGUUCGUGGUGGUGAGGCUGUGCAGAAGGAGUGAGUCGGCGCCGCUGGGUGUGUAUUCGGUGCCUGAGGGCCACUUUCCUGGCCACCUGGUGGAUGUCAGCGGCACAGGGACCCUGUCUCAGAGCUACCAGUAUGAGGUGUGCCUGAAAGGAGAUUCUGAGAGUAACGAGUUCAGAUUCUUGAAGCCUAUAUUCCCCAAUAUUCUGAGACAGGACUCUGGAAGAAAAUUAGAGGAUAUUCCAACCCUCCAGAAUAAUUUAGGUAUUUGA